This is a messenger RNA of Vicia faba (fava bean), 714 nucleotides long. Lineage: Eukaryota; Viridiplantae; Streptophyta; Magnoliopsida; Fabales; Fabaceae. The record is from the annotation of a GenBank genome assembly.
AUGGCUUCCAUGUCUUUCUCCACAACCUUCUUCACUCCUCUUCGUGAUUUCAACCAACCUAGAACCAAUUCAACCCCUUCAACUUCUUUCCCUUUUACCACAUCCUCUAUUGCUUCUUCCAAUUCACCGUUUUUUCAACUAGGGUUUUCUCAACAAGCAGCUUCCUCCAAUUUUCCCAUUGUUCCGUCUAAGACUCGGUCUUUCUCUGUCAACGCUAAAGCUAUUAAGGAUAAAACCAUUUAUGAUUUUACUGUUAAGGAUAUUGAUAAGAAGGAUGUUUCUCUUAGCAAAUUCAAGGGGAAGGUUCUCUUGAUUGUCAAUGUUGCUUCACGAUGUGGCUUGACAUCAUCAAAUUACACAGAACUCUCGCACUUGUAUGAAAAUUUUAAAGAUAGAGGUUUGGAGGUUCUAGCUUUCCCUUGCAAUCAAUUUGGCAUGCAGGAGCCUGGAUCAAAUGAAGAAAUUAAGCAAUUUGCUUGCACUAAGUUCAAAGCAGAAUUUCCAAUUUUUGAUAAGGUUGAUGUAAAUGGACCAUUUACUGCUCCAGUAUACCAGUUUCUGAAAUCAAGUUCCGGGGGCUUUUUCGGUGAUCUUGUCAAGUGGAAUUUCGAGAAAUUCUUGGUUGAUAAAAACGGUAAAGUUGUUGAAAGAUACCCACCAACAACAUCUCCUUUUCAAAUUGAGAAGGAUAUCCAGAAGUUACUUGCUGCAUAA